AUGCCUCAGUUCAAGCAGUGGCUUCAGCCGCCGAACCUGGUUCACCUUGCCUGUGCGGCCAUGGCAGAGCUGAUCGGAACCAUGUUCUUCGUCUUCGUUGGCGUGGGGUCAGUGGCCGUCUCAAGUGAGUUCGUUCAGGGACUGGAUGUGACCCGCAUACUCUCCAUUGGCAUCGCACACGGUCUUGCUCUCGUGGUUGCUGUGGGGGCUGCAUCAGGGAUUUCAGGGGGACACAUCAAUCCAGCUGUCACACUUGGCAUGCUAGCAGUGGGCCUCGUUGACGUCAUCACAGCAGCAGCCUACGUGGCAGCGCAGCUGAUAGGCGCUGUCACAACUCUUCCCUUCCCCUGCCCACCCUUAACCCCCCCACCCCCCCAUCCCCUUGUCUCCCUUCCCCGCCUUCCCUCCUCCCCUUUCACCCCAUUUCCUUUCCAACCUUCUCUUCAGAUUUUGUGCAACUUAACACCAAUUUUUCUGUCUCUCAUCCGUGUGUCUCCUCUGCAGGACGCUCUUGGUGCACACGUGCUCGGUGCCGGGGUCUCUGUAGGCCAAGGCGUCCUCACUGAAAUCAUUCUCACAGCCAUUCUAGUCUACGCAGUCUUUGCUACUGCUGUCGACCCCAAGGGUCCGUCCCACCUCGCUCCGAUGAUGAUUGGUUUUGCCGUGCUUGUGGAUCACAUAGUGGGUGUUCCUCUAACGGGAGCCUCCAUGAACCCAGCCCGUUCCUUCGGCGCUGCUGUCUGGUCGAAUGUGUGGGAGAACCAUUGGAUUUAUUGGGUUGGUAGUAUAAUUGGUGCUUGUGUUGUUAGUGUGGCGUACUGCCUGGUGUUUCUGGUGCCUAGGGAGUAUGGGGAUAAGGUGAAGGCUUUGAGUCCUUCUAGGGCUAGCAAUGCCCGCCAUGAUGAGAGCAAUGUUAGUAUUACUGUCCCGUAA
This is a messenger RNA of Closterium sp. NIES-65, 933 nucleotides long. NCBI's taxonomy places the organism in Eukaryota, Viridiplantae, Streptophyta, Zygnematophyceae, Desmidiales, Closteriaceae. The record is from the annotation of a GenBank genome assembly.